Molecule: messenger RNA, 3052 nt
Organism: Caenorhabditis auriculariae
Lineage: Eukaryota; Metazoa; Nematoda; Chromadorea; Rhabditida; Rhabditidae
Source: the annotation of a GenBank genome assembly
AUGCGGGUAGUCUGGCAGAUCGCCGUCGCCAUGGCUAUUACAGCCAUUUCUUCCGUAACAGGUGACUGAAUUCUACCUGUAGCAGUCUAACUCUAAUCAUUUCCAGCUGCGCCACGGAGGCAUAAAGUUGACGACGAACCCGUCGUUGGGAGGUUCGACGUGAAGAGCCCGAGCAGCAUGUUGGACAAACACGGAGCCAUCGGCGAGCUCAACAUCGACGGCGCACAAUCGAAAGCAGUUGAGAAAGAGGAGGAAUUCAUUCGGCGGCCAACGGCUCCUUUCAAGCCUCGAUCUCCAUCCGCUCCUUUCAAGCCUCGGUCUCCAACUGCUCCAUUCAAGCCAAACUCUCCAACUGCUCCAUUCAAGCCCAACUCUCCAACUGCUCCACGCCGACCUGAUGCUCCAACAGCUCCACUCAAGCCUAAUGCGCCAACUGCUCCACGCCGGCCUGAUGCUCCAUUCAAGCCUGUUCGUCCCGUUGCUCCAUCCUCUCCAUUCGGUCCUGAUUCUCCAUCAGCUCCUUCCAGCCCUGAUGCCCCUUCGGCUCCUUCAAGUCCCGAUGCUCCAGCGGGUCCAGAUGCUCCAUCGGCUCCAGCAAGCCCAGAUGCGCCAUCGGCUCCAGCAAGUCCUGAUGCUCCAUCGGCCCCAGCGAGCCCAGACGCUCCUUCAGCUCCUGCCAAGCCAGAUGCUCCUACCGCUCCCGCCAAGCCGGAUGCUCCUUCAGCUCCUGCCAAACCAGACGCUCCUUCCAAGCCAGACGCUCCUGCCUCUCCCAAAAAUCCAUUUUCUCCAGCUAAAACCAAUCAACCUGAGGCAGCAGUCUUACCAGCUGCAGACAGCGGUCAGGCUAAAGCCGAUCCGGCUCCCUCUAAAUCUUCCAACAAUGCCAACUCUGCUGUUAAUGCUGGAUUCGGCAGUCUCGCUGCUCUGGGAGUCGACACCAGCGGCAUGACGGUUGAGGAGAGCAGCUCUUCUUCGGGAAGCGAAUCGAGCUCGGCCAAGCAGUUUGCCUCUGCCACAGUCACUGAGAUCGACGCUACCGGCCACGUGAAGACAAGCAGAAAACACAGCGAGGCAGGAUCAGCUUCCAAUAAGGCUCACCAAGACGCGGAUCAUUCUAACGUCAAGUUCAACGCCGACGGCAGCAAAUCGAUCAGUCAUCAGGAAAGCCACAAAAACUCCGCUGACAAGAACGCUUACCGCAAGGCCUCCGCUGAGCUAUUGACCCGUGAUGCCGAUGGAAACGUCCGGAACACGAGACAGGAGAGCGGCGCAAGCAGCUCAGACAAACAGGCCAGCCAGAGCGCCCUCGACUCGCGCGCAGCCAUCGGAGCCGACGGAAGCAUCAAGAAAAUCGAGAAGAAGAGCGGAGCUUCGUCGAAGAGUAGUAACGCCGAAGAAACUGCAAGAAGCUCCGAUCUCAUCAAGAAAUCUGACGGCAGCGUCACCCGAUCGGUCGCCGAGAGCGGCAAGAAAUCUUCGAGUUCUGAUGCCGAAAAUCACGCCUCUGCUACGGACUACAGCCGUGACGCCAGUGGAAAGGUCGUCUCAAAGGAGCAAGCUAGUAAGGCGUCCUCUCACAAGGCCGACGCUCUAGCCAGGGCUUCGAAGAGAACUAGCCAGAGAAGUGCGGACGGUGUCGAGUCGGUUAACGAGAAGAACAGCGAGCAAGGCUCCAGCGUGAACACUGCCAACCAAGAAAGCAUCGCGAAGGACCUCGUCGCAGACCAGAACGGCAACGUGAAGACUACCUACGCUCGCAGUGGAGCGCAAUCCAAGGACAGCAAAGCCUACGACAAGAGGAACGACAAAACGACUCGCCGUGGGGCCGAUGGCACCGUCACCGUUGAUGAGGCCGCGUCCAACAAAGAGUCGAGGGACAGAUCGGCCAGCAACAACGCCGCCAAAGGAAGCAUCGUCCUGAAUGCUGAUGGAAGCUCCUCUGUUCUGGAACAGAAGAGCGGCGCCGAAUCCCACGACAGCACUCGGAACAGCGACGCCAGCAAGACCAGCAGCAGUGUUGGAGUCGACGGCAAAAUCAAUUACAAGGAGCAGAAGAGCGGCGCCAAGUCUCACGAUUCUGGAGCCUCGACCAACGCCAUCAGAAGCAGUGCCAAGAAGGAUAAAUUGGGAAACACCGUCGUCUCGGAAGACAAGAGCGGCAGUUCGUCGCAUAAGAAGGAGGCUUCGAACUCUGCCUCCAGCAAGAGAUUGUUCAAGGAUGGAGAUAAGGUUAUUUUGAAGUUUAUUGGGUUCAAAAAACUCAAAAGAAAAAAUAGCUUUAAAAAGUCAGUAAUUCGUAUUGAAGAAAGGGAAAAUGAGAGUCGGAAGGCAUUUCAUGAAGCUUUUUCCUGCCAUUCUAAGAUUACUUGAUUAUUUCUAAAAAAAAAAACAGUUCUGAAAAAUCAGCAACUUUCCUAAAGACGAACUUUUUUCCAAUUUUCCAGAUAUUAAAACCUGAAAAGAUGAAUGGUUCAGAAUCAUCUUGAAAUCUUUUGCUACCUGAUAUUGAAAACUCUGAAGCUUGACCUGUCAUUCGACCUCGUUUCCUCACUCCCAAGGUUGUAGAAACAUGAAAAUAGUUCAGAAACAAAUGAUGACUCAGAAAAACAGAAAAUAGACUAUCUCAGGUUUUGGCAGCCCGUUUCAUAAUUGAUUCGAUUUGCAGGUGUUCCUGCAGGAAGAUCGAAGCGGAGCUCAAUCCAGCCACACCGACGCCGAGGCACACGCCUCGGCCAACAAGCUGGAGAAGGACAUCUACGGCGGCAAGAAGCUGACGUCGUCGAACAGCAGGCAGAACUCCCAGUCGGACAAGGCUUCUGAGGCGGCCACCCACCAGAAGAUGCAGAAGGACGGCGCCAAGGUCGUCAUCGAGAAGGCGGAGAGCGGAAAGCAGUCGCAGUCGGCCCACGCCGAGGCCAGGGUCAACAGCAAGGUCCUCCAGGAAACCGCCGACGGCAAGAUCCGGAUCGCCGAGCAGCACAGCGGAAACGAGUCGCAGACCCACUCGGCCGACCAGAAGGCCCACAAGAAAGUUUUCCAUUCUGGAUAA